Molecule: messenger RNA, 4856 nt
Organism: Phyllostomus discolor (pale spear-nosed bat)
Lineage: Eukaryota; Metazoa; Chordata; Mammalia; Chiroptera; Phyllostomidae
Gene: ESR1
Product: estrogen receptor 1
Exons: 9
Coding region: 481-2277 (598 amino acids)
Biological process (GO): regulation of DNA-templated transcription; steroid hormone receptor signaling pathway
Cellular component (GO): nucleus
Molecular function (GO): sequence-specific DNA binding; DNA-binding transcription factor activity; nuclear estrogen receptor activity
Source: RefSeq, a predicted model, not a curated record
CAGCUUUAUUAGCCAUGAAGAGAAAAUCAGCUGGAUUACAGGAAAAAAAAAAUUCAGGCCGAUUAAGCAGAUUGCUCACCCCUGUGAAACAUCUGCCUUGACCGAGGUGCUAAGAAAGUUCGAGUCAGGCCUUGCGUGGAGCGAGGAAGGCCACCCCCUCCUCUAUUCUGUAAGGAGAGGUUCCAUUCCUAGUCAAAUGGUGGUGCUAGUUCUUUAGUUUUGAGUUACUGCAUUUCCUAAUUUCAUGGUCAUAACAGCCUCCUGUCUUCUGCCUCGGAGCCGAUUUCACCAAAACUGAAAAUGCGGGCUCCUUGCUCAGACGCUCCUUAACGGGCUCGAAAGGUUAAGGUUCCUUCCUCUUGCCCAUGCCAUAGCAUAAGAAGACAGUCUUUGAGUGGCAUUCUUCUCAAGUGGCCGGUCGGCUGCUGAGCCCUCUGCUGUGCGGAGAGACGGUUUGCGCCUUGCCCGCGGCCACUAACCAUGACUAUGACCCUCCACACCAAAGCAUCCGGAAUGGCCCUGCUGCACCAGAUCCAAGGGAACGACCUGGAGCCCCUGAACCGCCCGCAGCUCAAGAUCCCCCUGGAGCGACCCAUAGGCGACGUGUACGUGGACAGCAGCAAGCCUACUGUCUACAACUACCCCGAGGGCGCUGCUUACGACUUCAACGCCGCUGCUGCCGCUGCUGCCUCCGCUCCCGUCUACGGCCAGUCCAGUCUAGCCUACGGCCCUGGGUCCGAGACGGCAGCAGCGUUCGGUGCCAACGGCCUGGGGGGCUUCCCUCCGCUCAACAGAGUGUCGCCAAGCCCCCUGGUGCUGCUACACCCGCCAACGCAGCUCUCACCCUACCUGCACCCCAACGGCCAGCAGGUGCCCUACUACCUGGAGAACGAGCCCAACGGUUACGCCGUGCGCGAGGCUGGCCCUCCCGCAUUCUACAGGCCAAAUUCAGAUCAUCGGCGUCAGGGUGGUAGAGAAAGAUUGGUCAGCUCCAGCGACAAGGGCAGCCUGGCUAUGGAGUCUGCCAAGGAGACACGCUACUGUGCCGUGUGCAAUGACUAUGCCUCUGGCUACCACUAUGGAGUCUGGUCCUGCGAGGGCUGUAAGGCCUUCUUCAAGAGAAGUAUUCAAGGACAUAAUGACUACAUGUGUCCGGCUACCAACCAGUGCACAAUUGAUAAAAACAGGAGGAAGAGCUGUCAGGCCUGCCGGCUGCGCAAGUGCUACGAAGUGGGCAUGAUGAAAGGUGGGAUUCGGAAAGACCGAAGAGGAGGGAGACUAUUGAAACACAAGCGGCAGAGAGAGGACGGGGAGAGCAGGCACGAAGCCGGGUCCUCAGGAGACACGAGAGCUGCCAGCAUUUGGCCAAACCCUUCCUUGAUCAAGCACGUGAAGAAGAGCAGCCCUGCCUUAUCCUUGACAGCCGAGCAGAUGGUCAGUGCCUUGAUGGAGGCUGAGCCCCCCCUAAUCUAUUCCGAGUACGACCCUACCAGACCCUUCAGCGAGGCUUCCAUGAUGGGCUUGCUGACCAACCUCGCGGACAGGGAGCUGGUUCACAUGAUCAACUGGGCAAAGAGGGUGCCAGGAUUUGUGGAUUUGACCCUCCAUGAUCAGGUCCACCUUUUGGAAUGUGCCUGGCUAGAGAUCCUGAUGAUUGGUCUCAUCUGGCGCUCCAUGGAGCACCCAGGGAAGCUCCUAUUUGCUCCUAACUUGCUCUUGGACAGGAACCAGGGAAAAUGUGUAGAGGGCAUGGUAGAGAUCUUUGACAUGUUGCUGGCAGCAUCAUCUCGGUUUCGUAUGAUGAAUCUCCAGGGAGAGGAGUUUGUGUGCCUCAAAUCCAUCAUUUUACUUAAUUCUGGAGUGUACACAUUUCUGUCCAGUACUCUGAAGACUCUGGAAGAAAAGGACCACAUCCACCACGUCCUGGACAAGAUCAUAGACACGUUGAUCCACUUGAUGGCCAAGUCGGGUCUGACUCUUCAGCAGCAGCACCGGCGCCUGGCCCAGCUCCUCCUCAUCCUCUCCCACAUCAGGCACAUGAGUAACAAAGGCAUGGAGCACCUGUACAACAUGAAGUGCAAGAACGUGGUGCCGCUCUACGACCUGCUGCUGGAGAUGCUGGAUGCCCACCGCCUGCGCUCCCCGGGCGGCCUCGAGGGCGUCUCCGUGGAGCAGCUGCACCAGGGCCCGAUGGCCACCGCGGGGCCCCCUUCGUCACAUUCCUUGCACACGUAUUACAUCCGCGGGGAGGCAGAGGGUUUCCCCGCCACGAUGUAAGAGCUCCCUGGCUCCCACCGAGUUUCUGAGAAUCCCCGCAGCCUUCUGCCCACGUCAUCCACCACGACAGCAAACUCUGCUCCUGAACGCACUCCAGCAUGCCACCACCACUAUGGCUUGAUAAUACGAGUGGCCAUCCGUUUGCUUGCUCAGCUCUUAGCGGCGCGCCUUCUUUUGGGAACAGCCAAGGGGACGCCAGGGCUACAUUCUUUGUAACAGCUCUCUUCCUCCCUUUGCUGGCCUUCUAAGCAUAAGGAUUCCUGUAGCGUUUCAUAACUGAACUCAGUCUAGGAGCUGGGGCUCAGGCGAGCCCGGGCAUUUGAGCUCCUUGUCAAGAACCAGGCCUGGAGAGCGGACAUUUCACCUCUGUGAAGCACUUUUUAACGAAUCUAAGCCACAGGAAAGAAUGGGAAGUGGCUCCUUUAAAUGCUGACUUGGAGAAAGCUAGAUCAAGGGUCUAUUACAGUGUCCUCUUGUAUUCCUAGAGUAACAUAUCAUUUAUUGAAGUAACACUUUAUUGCUCGGUUGCGUGGCUGUAGCCGACUUAUUCAGCGAUUGUCUGUUCAUUUCCCCCCGUAGGAAUACAGGGUGCACACAGGGAAGGAAGGUCCCCUAGUUGUCAAGACUUUGCCAACUGAAUACACUGCACCUUCAGAUUUGCUGCACACUCUCACGUUGGCUUUUGAGAGCACUACGUACAGGUCUCGGGUCCCAGUUAAUCCCCGCUUCCCGGGGACCUGUGGAAAACAGCAAGCGGAUCCCGGUUAAGUCACCUCCCCAUAUGCCAGCAUUCCUGUGAAGGAUACAAUUCUUGUUUUGUUUUGUUUUUUUUUUUAAUUUUUGUUUUUGUUUUGUAAGAGAGAGCCCUCUCCCGACAUGGCCUGCAGUGAGUCCGCGCCAGGGUCUGUUGCGGUGUGGUCUCACACAGACAGCAGGGGGCGCUCUGCUUGGAUCUUCCUGGUGUGUAAUUGACACCGAACGUGAAUUAGUCUCGCGUAGAGUGCCCAGCCUGUGACCAAAAGCCCUUUAAAUGAGUGGGCACCCUAGUGACACUGUAAGCCCUGGGGCACUGGGCUAAAAUAGUAAAUGUGCAUGACCAUUGUAGUAGGUACUAGAGGACAGGGAGGAAACGGUUGACACUGGAUGAGUCUGCGAGGCUCAGGGCGGCCCUGCCACGGGCUGCGGCUCCCCAGGACUGCCACACUGCACUGCGGGCUGCCCUGGGGUCCACGGGGCAGCCCUCUCCUCUCCAUUUCCCCGCGCAGCCCUGAUUGGACGGCUGUAUCCCUGCGGUUGGCCGAGCACACUCUGAAGCCAGGGAGGGCGCCGAGGAGUGCCGCGCCCCCUACCCCGGCGCCUGGGGCCUGCCCAGACCACACGUGCCCUUGGUUGUUUAGACAUCUUCCAAAUACAAAGGUGUGGGCUUGGGGAAGUGGAGGAAGAAAAACUUCCCCCAGAGCUCAUUUCAUUAAACUGUGUAAGCCAGAAGAGCAAGACUAGAAUUGUUGACCUAUAGACAGAAAAAGAAAGUCUCACUCCAGCCACAGGGCAGCCUCAUCUAGGACCUUUGCCUGUCGGGAGAGCAAUUACGGGUUUCCUCUUCUCCGCUGAAAAGGAAGCUUGGUUUCCUCCAGUGACCUCACCGUCUAUAAUCUGAACCCUGCUGAGAGGUGAUGUGUCAGCCAAUGCCCCAGCCAGGCUUCUAGGGCUUCUCUGGGGAGGCCUAUUUCAAGAAGUGGAUUUCACUCAUUUCUAAUUGCCCAGUCGGUGGUCACUAAGGGACUGGGAAUCAGGAAGGGCAAAAAUUUUUUUUUAAAACAGGGGUAGUUUUUUCCAGAUAUGUGCAUCUAAACUUGGGGGCAAUUUUAUGUAUUGUCAUUAAGAAUAUGUUUGGAACAUAAUUCUUUUGUUGUUGUUUUGUUUAAGAAGCACCUUCUAUAGUAUAAUAUAUAUAUUUUUUUGAAAUUGCAAUGCUUGUUUAUCAGACAAUUGAAUGUAGUAAUUCUGUUCUGGAUUUGAUUUGACUGGGUUAACAUGCACAACCAACAAAAAUAUUCAGUUUUUUUUUUCUUUGUAUGCAGUCAUUGAUUGAUGCCUAAGUCCUGGUGAUUAUUCAUUUAAAUGAAGAUCACAUUUCAUAUCAACUUUUAUAUCCACAGUAGACAAAAUCGCACUAAUCCAGAUGCCUAUUGUUGGAUAUUGAGUGAUAGACAAUCUUAUGUAGCAGAGAUUAUGCCUGAAAAGGAAAAUUUAUUCAGGGCAGCUAAUUUUGCUUUACCAAAAUAUUAGUAGUAAUAUUUUUGGACAGUAGCUAAUGGGUCAGUGGGUUCUUUUUAAUGUUUAUACUUAGAUUUUCUUUUAAAAAAAUAAAAACAGACAAAAAAUAUUAGGACUAUAGAUGAUAUAAUACCAGCUAAAUCCAAACAAUGCUACAGUGGAGGGUUUUUACAUUAUUCAUCCGAUGUGUUUGUAUUCAUAUUAAGAUACUACUAUAUUUGAAAUGGGCAGAGAAUACCAGAAGGCUGGAAUGUUAGCCCAGGAGUCUCAAGUGAUUAUAGAAAUCUCUUUUUAUUCUUAUU